CCUUAAAGUUUUAGUUUCAAAGAACAAGAAAGCUCACCAGAAAGAUGCUUUUACUGAAGUUUACUCUUUUCUGCUUGCUGUUGUCACUGAAAACAGCUAAUGCAGGUUAUGUGCUCCAAGUAAAAGCAAUAUCAUGGAAUGGUACUGGCUAUGAUGCUGCUGGAAGAUGCUGUGAUGGUUACACAUGGAAAUGGUUUGAAUUCCAGUGUGACAAAUCCUGUGAAAACAGUUUUCUCUUUUGUAUGCGGCCAUUUGGUUACAACAGAACAAGUGAGCACUGCCCACUUGGCAGCUACCAGACUGGAAAUCUUGGGUCUAAUGCAAUUGGUUUUAAAGCACCUCUCAGUGAGGGUAUCAGCAAUCCAAUGAACUUUACUGGAUCAACUUGGAGAGGCUCAUUUCAGCUUUAUGUAAAAGUGAUGGAUGAUGAUGCAAACAACAAUGCUGACGAUUUAGUAGACAAAGUUUACAUUCAGUUUACUUCAUUGCAGAUCAAUUCUGCAUAUACUGUUGCCUCUUCAUACAAUGGUAGCCAUGGGGGAGGAGCUAUCACUCUAAAGUUUCGUGUUCUAUGUCAGGAGAACUAUUACGGACCAACUUGCAGUACUUUUUGUAAUCCAACAAAUACCAAUGGGCUAGGACAUUACACUUGUGAUAACACUGGACAAAAAAGAUGCAUAGAUGGCUGGAAAAAUGAGACCAAUAAUUGCUUGACAGCUGUUUGCAUCAAGGAAUGUAACCCAGUUGGUGGUGUUUGUUUAUUCCCCGGUAACUGCAUAUGUAACCCUGGAUGGAGUGGCAGUGAUUGCUCAAACUGCACAGAGCGUCCAGGCUGCCUCAAUGGAUACUGCACUGUUCCAAAUGAGUGCAUCUGUAACAGUAACUGGGGUGGCUACAACUGUUCUAUCGAUCUUGUGCCAUGCAAAAACAGGGCUCCCUGUCAGAAUGGAGCUAAUUGUACGGACACUGGUGCUGGUGGGUAUGUGUGUGCGUGUGCAGCAGGAUAUACUGGGAUCAAUUGUGAAACUGAGAUUAACGAGUGCCAGCCGAAUCCCUGCCAGAACAGUGGCAUAUGUACAGACAAGUUGAAUGGGUUCACGUGUACGUGUUCACCUGGUUGGACUGGAUCAACUUGUGUGAAUAAUAUUAAUGACUGUAGCCCAAACCCUUGUGUUUAUGGAUCAUGCACAGAUGGCAUAAACUCUUAUACAUGUUCUUGCAUAUCCGGUUAUACUGGCCCCAACUGCACUGUUAAUAUUGAUGACUGUGCCCACAAUCCUUGUCUUAAUGAAGGGAUUUGCAUUGACGGUAUCAAUAGUUAUAGUUGUAACUGUCCAUCUGGAUAUUAUGGCAAAAACUGUGAAGCAGUUCUUGAUAGAUGUGCCAACUCACCAUGUCAAAAUGGAGCUAACUGUACUGACACUGCUAAUGGCUAUGUAUGCUCAUGCUUGCCUGGAUAUACUGGAAUAACUUGUCAAUUCAAUAUAGAUGAUUGUGUCCCAAACCCUUGCAAUAAUGGAAUUUGCCUGGAUUUAAUUAAUGAUUAUUAUUGCACCUGUGCUUCUGGAUGGACAGGAAAGAACUGCAGUGCAAAUAUUGAUGAUUGCACUCCUAACUCUUGCUUUAAUGGAGGGACUUGUAUUGACGGUAUCAAUAAUUAUACUUGCUCAUGUGCUCAAGGCUAUGAUGGAAUCAGCUGUCAGAUCAACAUUAAUGAUUGUGCUGACUCCCCGUGUCAAAAUGAAGGCACUUGUGUUGAUGGAAUAAACAGCUACAGGUGUUUCUGUCCUCCUGGGUAUUACGGAGUACACUGUGAGAGUGUCACAAGCAGCUGUGCAUCAUCCCCUUGUUCAAAUGGAGCUACGUGUGUGGACAAAAUCAAUGGAUAUAGUUGUGUGUGUCCAACUGGAUUUACUGGAACAAAUUGCUCAGUUGAUAUUGAUGACUGUGAAUCGAAUCCUUGUAUUCACGGAGCCUGCAAUGAUAGCAUCAAUUCAUUUACAUGCACAUGUGAUACUGGAUAUAAUGGAACUCUGUGUGACAGAAACAUCAAUGACUGCAUACCUAAUCCUUGUAAAAAUGGAGGAAACUGCACUGAUGGAAUUAAUUCAUACACAUGCACAUGCCCAUUGUUAUACACUGGAAGUAAAUGUGAUAUACCAAUCAGCAUUUGUUCUUUAAAUCCGUGUGAAAAUGGUGGCUCAUGCGUAAUCACUGAUGAAGGCUUUGCCUGUCUAUGCCCUUAUCCUUAUACUGGGAAACUAUGUCAGAUUCAUGUUAACGGUUGUCAAUUAAACCCAUGUAGAAAUGGAGUCUGCUUUAAUACACCAAAUGGGCAUUAUUGCUUGUGUGAAAAUGGCUAUCAAGGCACUAAUUGUCAAAUACAUCUUUGUAAUCCGAACCCUUGCAAUAAUGGUGGACAGUGCUCUAUUUCUGGUAAUAGUGCAGUCUGUCAAUGUCAGCCUGGCUACACAGGGACUACUUGUGAAAUUGAUGUAAAUGAGUGCCUACCAAAUCCCUGCAUCAACGGAAAUUGUAUUGAUCUCAUCAAUGAUUACCGCUGCUUAUGUUAUCAGUAUUACAGUGGAAGAAAUUGUGAAGACUUUUACAAUUCGUGUGCAUCUUCUCCUUGCCAGAACAAUGGGAACUGUACCAAUCUACCAAAUACAUACAACUGCUCCUGUCCACCUCUUUACACUGGAAAGAGUUGUGAAGUUGAUUUGACACAGCCUUGUAGUUAUAAGCCCUGUUUAAAUGGUGGUACUUGUUCUUCAGUGAAUAACACCAAUAGGUUUCAAUGUAGCUGCCCAACAGGAUAUUAUGGAAUCAGAUGCCAAAAUGUGACCACAAUUAUCAGUGGACCAGUUGAAACUGAUGGAAAAGUUGGUAUGUCCAAUGGAUCUGUUGCUGGUAUUAUUGCUGGAUCGAUUGCCUUUGUAAUUUUAAUUGCAAUACUAGCAAUUGUACUAGCACUAGUCAUCAGACACUAUUAUUUAUCAAAAUCAGACGAGUCAAUGUUUGUUGAUUAUACCCAAAACAGAAGUGGCAACACCUUGAUGGCUGAAAACCCUUUGUAUGUUCCUCCAGAGUCUAUAGUUGAUGAUUCCAGUAGUGUUGCUGGUAGUGCAUUCCAUCCCUAUGAUUCACUCCACUAUUAUGCUAAUACUGGUCAAUCACAGAGUGAUGAACCUGAGUAUGCAGUUCCUCGUUAUACUGGAUCAUUCAAAAAAAGAUCCAGUGACACUGGAAGUGAAGACUCAAAGCCCUGAUGAUGCAUCCAUGCAUACUCAUUUUUAAAUUUUCAAUCUCUUUUCAAUCGCAUUGCAUUAACUUCCUUAUUUACUUGUGGUUUUGUAUGUAUAGAAAUAAUAAUAAUAAUAAUAAUGAACAAUAGAGCCAUUCAAUUCAAUA
Messenger RNA from Amphimedon queenslandica, 3411 nucleotides. Its product is annotated as fibropellin-1-like. Gene Ontology annotation, molecular function: calcium ion binding. The record is from RefSeq and is a predicted model, not a curated record. Gene Ontology annotation, biological process: cell communication. The transcript is spliced from 23 exons. Gene Ontology annotation, cellular component: membrane. Lineage: Eukaryota; Metazoa; Porifera; Demospongiae; Haplosclerida; Niphatidae. The coding region runs from base 45 to 3269 and encodes 1074 amino acids.